CUCCCUGCGCUCGCAGCAUGCAGAUCGAACCACCGUGUCGUCCCUGAUCUUCCUCGUUUUCAGAUCCAACACUAGACGAGACAGAAAACUGGCACCGAGCUAGUUCGCUUCUCUCUCAACCUCGUGCGUCGCGUGGAGAGGAUCUUCCUUCCGCGCUCGUUCUUCGAUGGAGGACGCUUACGCGAGAUCCGUCUCCGAGGUGCUCGACUUCUUCGAAGUGGACCCGAGCAGAGGGCUCAGUGAUUCCCAGGUUGCGAGACACGCGAGGCUCUUUGGUAGAAAUGUGCUGCCCAAAGAGGAAAGGACUUCCUUCUGGAAAUUGGUUUUGAAGCAGUUCGAUGAUUUGCUUGUGAAGAUCUUAAUUGCAGCUGCCCUUGUGUCCUUUGUUUUGGCUCUGGUUAAUGGUGAAACUGGCCUAGCAGCCUUUUUGGAGCCUUCGGUGAUUCUGAUGAUAUUGGCUGCCAAUGCAGCUGUAGGAGUAAUUACUGAAACAAAUGCAGAGAAAGCUCUUGAGGAGCUACGUGCUUAUCAGGCUGAUGUUGCGACUGUGUUGAGAAAUGGUUGUUUCUCUAUUCUUCCAGCUACAGAACUUGUUCCAGGAGAUAUUGUAGAAGUUAGUGUCGGAUGCAAAGUUCCAGCUGAUUUGAGAAUGGUUGAGAUGUUAAGUGAUCAGUUACGUGUUGAUCAAGCCAUUCUUACAGGUGAGAGCUGCUCCGUGGAAAAAGAGCUUGUGUGCACUGUGACAACUAAUGCUGUUUAUCAAGACAAGACGAAUAUACUUUUCUCGGGUACUGUGGUAGUUUCGGGUAGGGCAAGAGCUGUUGUUGUUGGAGUUGGUGCUAACACAGCAAUGGGCAGCAUACGUGAUUCAAUGUUGCAAACAGGGGAUGAGGCGACACCACUGAAGAAAAAGUUGGAUGAAUUUGGUACUUUUCUGGCAAAGGUCAUUGCAGGGAUAUGUGUGCUAGUAUGGGUUGUCAACAUUGGUCACUUUCGUGACCCAGCCCAUGGUGGAUUUCUACAGGGUGCAAUUCAUUACUUUAAGAUAGCAGUUGCUCUUGCAGUUGCAGCAAUUCCAGAAGGCCUUCCUGCUGUUGUGACUACGUGUUUGGCGCUUGGAACGAAGAGGAUGGCUCGACUUAAUGCCAUUGUAAGAACUUUGCCUUCUGUGGAGACCUUAGGUUGCACAACUGUUAUCUGCAGUGACAAAACUGGGACUUUGACCACCAACAUGAUGUCUGUCUCAAAGAUAUGUGUUGUUCAUUCAGUCCACCAUGGUGCAACACUUGCUGAGUACAGUGUCAGUGGGACAACUUAUGCUCCAGAAGGUUUUAUUUUUGAUAAAAGUGGGAUGAAGCUUGAAUUUCCUGCUCAGCAUCCUUGUCUUCUGCAAAUAGCGAUGUGUUCUGCACUUUGCAAUGAAUCUGUUCUACAAUAUAAUCCAGACAAAGGAGACUAUGAAAAAAUAGGCGAGUCAACUGAAGUUGCUCUCCGAGUUUUGGCAGAGAAGGUUGGCCUUCCUGGCUUUGAUUCUAUGCCUUCUGCUCUAAACGUACUGAGCAAGCAUGAACGUGCUUCUUAUUGUAAUCACUACUGGGAAAACCAAUUUAAGAAGGUUUCUGUCUUAGAAUUUUCUCGGGACCGCAAAAUGAUGAGUGUUCUUUAUAGCCGGAAAAAUAUGGAAGUAAUGUUUUCAAAAGGUGCUCCUGAGAGCAUUAUUUCAAGAUGCACUAGCAUACUGUGCAAUGAUGAUGGUUCCACUGUUCCACUGACAACUGAUAUUCAAGCUGAGCUAGAGGCGAGGCUCCACAGUUUCGCAGGAAAAGAAACUUUAAGAUGCUUGGCACUGGCCUUAAAAAGGAUGCCCUUGGGCCAACAGACAAUCUCUCUUGAUGAUGAGAAAGACCUGACAUUUAUUGGAAUGGUUGGAAUGCUUGAUCCACCCAGAGAAGAAGUCAAGAAUGCCAUGCUUUCAUGCAUGUCUGCUGGAAUACGUGUUAUUGUUGUGACUGGGGACAACAAGUCCACAGCUGAGUCCCUGUGCCGAAAGAUAGGCGCAUUUGAUCACUUGGUGGACUUUGCGGGACAUUCCUAUACUGCAUCUGAAUUUGAAGAACUUUCACCUUUACAACAAACAAUAGCUUUGCAACGAAUGGCUCUCUUCACCAGGGUGGAGCCUUCUCAUAAAAGGAUGCUGGUUGAGGCCUUGCAGCACCAGAAUGAAGUGGUUGCAAUGACGGGUGAUGGGGUUAAUGAUGCACCUGCUCUGAAGAAAGCAGACAUUGGUAUUGCAAUGGGAUCAGGAACUGCAGUUGCCAAGAGUGCCUCAGACAUGGUCUUGGCCGAUGACAAUUUUGCUUCCAUUGUUGCGGCUGUUGCAGAGGGAAGGGCAAUAUAUAAUAACACGAAGCAGUUUAUCAGAUACAUGAUAUCAUCAAAUAUUGGUGAAGUCGUGUGUAUUUUUGUGGCAGCUGUGCUUGGAAUUCCUGAUACCCUUGCUCCUGUCCAACUCCUAUGGGUCAAUUUGGUUACUGAUGGAUUGCCAGCCACUGCAAUUGGCUUCAAUAAACAAGACUCUGACGUGAUGAGAGCGAAACCUCGUAAGGUUGGUGAAGCCGUGGUCACUGGAUGGUUAUUCUUCCGUUAUUUGGUUAUUGGAGCCUAUGUAGGCCUUGCCACUGUAGCAGGAUUCAUUUGGUGGUUUGUUUAUGCGGAUAGUGGUCCCAAGUUACCAUACAGUGAAUUAAUGAAUUUUGACACUUGCUCAAAAAGGGAGACGAUGUAUCCAUGCAGCGUAUUUGAUGACCGGCAUCCUUCAACUGUAUCGAUGACUGUCCUUGUUGUCGUUGAGAUGUUCAACGCCCUGAAUAAUCUUAGUGAAAAUCAAUCUCUGCUUAUUAUUCCGCCAUGGAGUAACUUGUGGCUUGUUGCCUCCAUCAUCCUGACGAUGCUUCUCCACAUUUUAAUACUAUACGUGCAUCCACUAUCCGUCCUUUUCUCUGUAACCCCACUGUCUUGGGCUGAAUGGACUGUUGUUUUGUAUCUUUCCUUCCCUGUUAUAAUUAUCGAUGAAGUCUUGAAGUUUUUCUCAAGAAAUUCUUGCGGCAUGAGAUUCAAAUUGAGACUAAGGCGAGCUGAAUUGCUUCCUAAACGGGAAAUACGUGAUAAGUGAAGAUACAAAUCUGUGACAUCCAAUCCAAGUUAUUUAUACACACUACUUCCUAUGGAAGCAAUUUUGGGUAACAUAUCAUACACCAUUUGUGGAAGUAGCCGCAUUCUGUUCAUUGUGGAGUCUCCGUUCCAGCUUUUGUCUGCUUCAGAAAGUUACUGUGAAAGGAGGGACUCUGCAAGUUUUGAGACUUCCUGUCUAGCUGUAAUUUGAAGAGGUGCAAUGUUGUACUAUAUGGAGAGGAAACAGGCUGACAGAAAGAUGUAAUCUAAAUCUCACACCACAGUAACAUUAUAAACUCCCUUGAACGCUGACAAACAGAUUCGAGCUGUGUCUUAUGCUGUUUGCCCAAUACUGCCAGUCAGUUUCUAGCUUUUUUAAGGCUGCCUGUUGCUGGAAUUAUAGAGGCUAAUUUUGAGAACAGUCAAAGCUUGAGCAACUGGGUCAACUGAGUUAA
Molecule: messenger RNA, 3626 nt
Organism: Eucalyptus grandis
Lineage: Eukaryota; Viridiplantae; Streptophyta; Magnoliopsida; Myrtales; Myrtaceae
Product: calcium-transporting ATPase 3, endoplasmic reticulum-type
Exons: 34
Coding region: 167-3172 (1001 amino acids)
Biological process (GO): intracellular calcium ion homeostasis; calcium ion transmembrane transport
Cellular component (GO): membrane
Molecular function (GO): P-type calcium transporter activity; ATP binding; ATP hydrolysis activity
Source: RefSeq, a predicted model, not a curated record